AUGCCAAGUGUACUGUCUUCUAAAACAAUUCUACCAGACAAAGUAGUUGUCCAUCCUUUAGUUCUUCUUUCUGUAGUUGAUCAUUAUAACCGGGUUUCUGGAAAUAAAUCAAAAGCUAGAGUUGUUGGUGCUUUAUUAGGUUCAGUAAAAAACAAUGUUUUAGAUGUUUCAAACAGCUUUGCAGUUCCUUUUGAAGAGGACAGAACCAACCCAAAAGUUUGGUUUGUAGAUCACAAUUACGUUGAAAAUAUGUAUUAUAUGUUCCGCAAGAUUAAUGCGAGAGAAAAACUUGUUGGCUGGUAUCACACCGGAUCUUCUUUAAGACAAAAUGAUUUAGAAAUCAACGAAUUGUUUAAACGAUUUAUGUCGAACCCCCUUCUUUGCACUAUUGAUGUUCAACCGAAAGAGGAAGGCCUUCCAACUUCUGCUUAUAUGGCUGUAGAGGAAAUUAAUGAUGACGGCUCUCCUACAAUGAAAACUUUUGCUCAUAUUUCUUCUGAAAUUGGAGCAGAAGAAGCUGAAGAAAUUGGCGUCGAGCACUUACUUCGUGACAUAAAAGACACAAUGACCGGAACUUUGUCACAAAAAGUAAGCACUCAGUUAAUAGCUAUUGAAGGACUUGCCCGCAGCUUAAAGGAAAUGCAUCAAUAUCUCUGCGAUGUUGUUAGUGGGAACAUUACUUUGAACAACCAAAUCCUAUAUCAAAUGCAAAAUAUUAUUAAUUUACUUCCGAACUUGAAUGUGGAGGAAACACUUCACUCUUUAACUAUAAAAUCCAACGACGAGCUUCUCGCCAUCUAUAUCGCUUCUCUCGUGCGUUCCGUUAUUGCUCUUCACGAUCUUAUUAAUAACAAAAUCGCCGUGCGUGAAGUUGAAAAGGACGAAUUGCCCAUCAAAUUAAAAAAAAUUCAAAAAAAGGAUGAAAAUGAAGAGAAAACUAAAAAAGAUGUAGCAAAAGAUCUCAAAACUACCACUUUUGAAAUAGAGGAAAACUCAAAAAAAUUUUAA
This is a messenger RNA of Zophobas morio, 1008 nucleotides long. RefSeq names its product 26S proteasome non-ATPase regulatory subunit 7-like. The coding region runs from base 1 to 1008 and encodes 335 amino acids. Gene Ontology annotation, biological process: proteasome-mediated ubiquitin-dependent protein catabolic process. The transcript has 10 exons. Gene Ontology annotation, cellular component: proteasome complex; proteasome regulatory particle. Gene Ontology annotation, molecular function: metallopeptidase activity; protein binding. The record is from RefSeq and is a predicted model, not a curated record. NCBI's taxonomy places the organism in Eukaryota, Metazoa, Arthropoda, Insecta, Coleoptera, Tenebrionidae.